Molecule: messenger RNA, 2585 nt
Organism: Plodia interpunctella (Indianmeal moth)
Lineage: Eukaryota; Metazoa; Arthropoda; Insecta; Lepidoptera; Pyralidae
Product: prostatic acid phosphatase-like
Exons: 8
Coding region: 222-1346 (374 amino acids)
Biological process (GO): dephosphorylation
Molecular function (GO): phosphatase activity
Source: RefSeq, a predicted model, not a curated record
GAUAUACAAUUUGAUACAGAAACGGUCGCGAUUCAAAUACAUUAUAGAUAAAAUUUAACCUUUAUUCUUUGAACAGUUCAUUUUACACUCGCGUGUGUUUCAAUUUCGAAGAACAUGGUGUGCGAUUGAUUUUUUUUUUGUGUGUGAAAGUUGAAUGUCAGUGGUUGCGUCUCAAGUUUUACUUUGAAGAAGUAAGUUUUAGAACUGGGAAGUUAGACAAAAUGAUAUAUUGGAGCAGUAUAGUCAUAUGUCACAUCGUGGCAUCAGUUUCAGCAGUCUUUCUUGAGGAUACUGACUUGGUGAUGGCUUUCAUAGUACAUCGUCAUGGAGACAGGACGCCUACAAAAUCGUCGGUGAAAUACGGAACAGAUCCUCAAGCUCUCAUAGAAUUGACAAAGCCAUAUGGAUAUGGCCAGCUCACUGAAAAAGGGAAACGCCGCGCCUAUGAUCUUGGUCAACAUCUGAGAUUUAGAUACGAUGAUCUGCUGGGAAGACAGUACAAUGCCUCCGACGUCUACUUACGUUCUACCGACCUCACCAGAACUAAGAUGACCAUGUUGACAGCUUUAGCAGCUAUUUAUCCCCCUGGACGUAUCAACUGGAGCGAUGAUAUUAAUUGGACCCCUGUCCCAUAUACUACAGUGCCAGUGAAGUAUGAUUAUAACAUAGCCUAUUUGAACUGCCCAGCCUUCAUAAACGCUUCGGAUGUCAUUUUCGGCAGUUUUUAUCCAGAAUUUGAGAGGUACAAUGAAGCACUGUUGGCUGAGUCGGUUGCGACGGGUCAGGAUAUCGUCAACCACCCCAUUCGUGCUUAUGACGUCAGCGAUAUUUUGGAUGUCCAGAGAAGUUUUGGUAUACCCAUACCGACGUACUUAGAGGAUUUGAUGCCUCAAAUCCAAGCAGCAGCCGCAAGAGCUAUGGACUAUAUUUUCGAAGGAGAAAAUGCUAAUUUGGAAGCAGGUGUACUUUUACAAGAAUUCUUCAAAUAUGCCAACCUAGCCAUUUCUGGAAACCAAACGGAAAGAAUAAGAAUAUAUUCGGCACAUGAUUACAAUGUGUACGCUUUUCAAAUCGUGACUCAAGCGACACCAAGGCAGGGCGUCCCGAAAUACGCUUCAGCUUAUGCCUUGGAAUUGAGGAGAUUCAAAAAUACAGGACAGUUUAUAGUAUUACCCGUGUACCUUCCACAACCAGGUGAACAAGUAAUCUACCAACAAAUCAAGGGGUGCGGCCCACUGUGUGACUAUAAUAAAUUCGUACAACUGAACUGGUCUCACGGUAUGAACUAUUGUACGUGGCAACACCGCUGCGGAUUUUACAAGGAUUUUCAAGUUAAGGAAGAAUGAUAUCUGUUCAUAUUAAAUGAACCUUGUAACCGGUUUCUUGUAAAUUAUUUUAUUUAUUUACUGUUUUGAAAUUCAUGUGCCAAUUUGUGGAAGGCGCUUUUAUUGAAAAUUGUAAUAGGAUUAUGAGCUAAGUUGCUUCAGAAUGACAUUAUAAUGGUCUUAAUGCAAUUUCUGCAGAUAAAAGGGUUUGGGUUAUAUAGUGGUAUCAUUUUUUUUUACUUUCGCGGUUACUCCAACCUGUGUUAUUUAAACACUAUAAAGGGGAUGUUCAGUUUUACAAUAAACAUUAGUCUAAUAUUAAUAAAAAAGAGAUCCAUCACGUCGCCGCGAGGAAGGGGUCCAAGAAGGCUUCCAGGAAGAAAAUGGCAAUUCUGUGUGCAAGGAAACUGCCUGCCCUUGGAUCGUCCGUCACGACGCGGUGGCGUGGUGAAUUCUCAGUUACGAAGGUUUUGGCACCGGUUUUCAUGGACCAGAAACGUGUGGGCCCAUGGUCUCGACAAUAAAAGGCACAAAAGUACCAGUGCUACUGGUGCCCCUCGCACGAACUAACCUGCAGCGGGAGGCUCCGCUGACGCGCGACUUGCGCACACUAAAUGUUGUGGCCAAUGACACUGAGUGACACUAAUUUUAAUUUGUUAUAGGUUGUAAGGUUUUCUCUGUAAGCUACACUAUCGAAUUGGGUUAGCCCGUAAAGAUAGAUGUAAGUUGUGAAUAAAUGAAUAAAAAAAUGUAUGUCCGUACUUCCUGUCGCCUUCAUUAUAGAAGAUUGCACAAGAGGACCUAAAUUUGUGUGAAGUGAAGAUAUAAUCGGAGUUGAUUUUAUUCAUUAACUUGCAACAAUAUUUAUUCAUAUAAACAAAAAAAAUAACAGUCAUGCGUCAGGCAUUUAAAAAAUAAAUAAUUGAAAAAAUCAAGCCAGCUCCUAUAUUACUUAGUACAAUACUAUUAAGAUAUGCUUUAUUCUGUUGAUGAAAACAGGAAUAAAAUUAAACCCUGGCCUCUGAAAAAAAAAUUACGCUACCGGUCAAUGUGUACGGACAUAAGGACACUAAUAUUACUCAAACUAUUUAUAUUUGUCUUGAUAUUCAGUUAAUGAAAUACGAAAAUGACUGUCAAAAUGAUCUUGCCAAACUUAAAUCACUACAAGGAUGGUAGGUAAGUUAAAAUGUGUAUACCACUGUCAAAAUAUCGACGUAAUAUAUAAUAUUUUAGGACAAUAAAAUUUAUUAUUUUCAAAAA